Messenger RNA from Malus domestica (apple), 2003 nucleotides. Its product is annotated as probable terpene synthase 9. NCBI's taxonomy places the organism in Eukaryota, Viridiplantae, Streptophyta, Magnoliopsida, Rosales, Rosaceae. Gene Ontology annotation, molecular function: magnesium ion binding; terpene synthase activity. The record is from RefSeq and is a predicted model, not a curated record. Gene Ontology annotation, biological process: diterpenoid biosynthetic process.
CACUUGUGGGUAUGAACAAUCAAUCUUAAGUUAUAACAAAUAUGGCACUUACAACAUUCUCCUCGCUCUCUCCCUCUUUGGUCUCAACUAGUACUAGGUAUCAAAGAUUAAUCCAUCUUCCAAAAGUUCUGCUUCAAAGAACAGUAGGAAAACAACCCUCCUUCCUUUAUGUAUCAAUAAACUCAUCACCGUCAUCGAAGGUUAUCAGUAAUCCUCCGGCAGUGCAACGGCGAUUCGCUCAAUACCAUCCGACCAUUUGGGAUUCCAAACUCAUCGACACAUUCACCACUCAUUACACGUAUGAAUUGCAUGGGACGCGAUUGGAUCGUCUAAAGCAGAACGUUACUGAAACGUUGCUGGCAGCAUCAACUAGUAGUACUCAAGGCACUACUAGCACUUUAUCGAUGUUAAAGCUUAUCGACUCAAUGCAGCGAUUGGGAGUGGCCUAUCAUUUCGAAAAAGAAAUCGAAGCAGUUUUAACUAGCCUUGGUUCUUCCAGUACUGCCAGUACAUCAAGUGAUCUUCACACCGUUGCCUUGCAGUUUCGGAUAUUACGAGAACAUGGUAUCCCUAUUAGCCCAGAUGUGUUUAACAAGUUUAAAGCCGGAAACGGAAGAUUUGAGGAUAGCUUAAGCAAGGACAUUGAAGGACUUUUGAGCUUGUAUGAAGCCUCACACCUUGGUAUGCUUGGGGAAGAGCAUGUUUUGGAGGAAGCCAAGAGUUUUAGUGCCAAAAGGUUGAGACAAUUAUUGGGAACAUUGGAGGGUGAAGAUGGUUUAUUGAAGCAACUAGUUCAGCAAUCAAUGGAAACCCCCUUACAUUGGAGGAUGCCGAGGAUAGAAGCUCGAAGUUAUAUUGAUUUAUACCAAAAGGACGAUUCUAGGAACAUCGAUUUGCUUGAAUUAGCCAAAUUGGAUUAUAAUCUUGUCCAAUCAGUAUAUCAGAGGGAGAUAAAGGAGCUAUCAAGGUGGUGGACGGAUUUGGAUUUUGAACAUAAGGCAAAUUUUUCGAGAGACAGAUUGAUGGAGAACUAUUUGUGGGCAAUGGGAAUCAAUUAUGAGCCCCAAUUCUCGAAUUGCAGGAUUGGCCUCACCAAAUUCGUUUGCAUAUUAACAGUAAUUGAUGACAUGUACGAUGUUUAUGGAUUUUUGGAUGAACUUGAGCUGUUUACAGAUGCAGUACAUAGGUGGAAUAUGGAGGACACGGAGGAGCUUCCCGAGUACAUGAAGCCAAUUUAUACAGCCUUGCUCAACUUUGGGAAUGAAGUAAAUGAUAACGUAUUUAAAAACAACGGUUUAAGCGUCCUCCCCUAUAUUAAGAAAGAGUGGGUAAAUCUUUGUAAUUCAUAUCUGGUAGAGGCACGAUGGUUUUACUGUGGAUACACACCAACCCUAGAAGAGUACUUAAAGAAUGCAUGGACUUCAGUGGGUGGUCCUGAGGCAAUUCUCCAUGCUUAUUUGUUGUUGCAAGGACGCAACAUAACAAAAAGCUCACUUGACUCCUUUAAGCAUGGCUCUCAAAUAAUAUAUUGGUCAUCUCUAAUGACUCGGCUUAGUGAUGAUUUGGCCACUUCCAAGGCUGAGGGUGAGAGAGGUGAUGUGGCAAAAUCUGUUGAGUGCUGCAUGAAAGAAAGAGGCGUAUCUGAAGAAGAAGCGCAGGACUACAUAAACGAAUUGAUCUGCUAUUCGUGGACGAAGAUUAAUGAGGAGAGUUCAAAAACUGCCAUACCAAAAUCAAUUGUAAAACUGUCACUGAAUAUGGCUCGGACUGCUCACUCUAUUUUCCAACAUGGAGACGGUAUUGGAACUUCAAUUGGGGUCACCAAAGAUCGUUUAAUCUCUUUAAUUUCUAAUCCUAUCCCUAUCAACACUCACAAUUAAGUGACAAAGAUUAAAUGAUGCAAUGUAAAUAAUUAUUUGGUAAGUUCACGUGUUUUGUGUAUUGAUGUUGAGCUAAUCUUAUGGUUCUAAGUUCUCACUACCAUUCUGUGUAGUGAUAUCAGA